UCAGAGUUUACUGGGGGCGUGGAAUAAUAGAUAUUUCUGCAGCAGUGUGGAUCAGUCUAGGCUAGAUUCACUUCUAUUGCUGUUUUCUCGGUUUGUUUUCGAUCAGGUCCUUUAAAAUGUCUUUGGAAAUGUAUUUGGAUCUUCUUUCGCAGCCUUGUCGCUCUGUUUACAUUUUUGCGAAGAAAAACAACAUCCAGUUCGACUACAAGAAGAUAGCGUUGUUUGAGGGUCAGCAAUAUACUGAAGAGUUUGGUAAAGUCAGCAUGCUAAGAAAAGUACCAGCAAUCAGAGAUGGAGACUUUUGCUUGGCUGAGAGUAUUGCAAUUAUGAUGUACCUGGCAGAGAAGUUCCACACUCCCGACCACUGGUACCCAGUCGACUUGAAGAAGCGCGCCAAAGUAAAUGAAUAUCUGUCAUGGCAACACUCUGCCAUGCGUAUACAUGGAUCCAAGAUUCUCUGGUUCAGGCUCCUGAUUCCAGCUAUGGGGGUAGAGAUUCCUAAAGAAAAAAUGGACCUUGCACUAGAGGAUCUUAAUGAAUCACUGAAUCUUGUUGAGCAGAACUUUCUUCAAGACAAACCAUUCAUUUGUGGUGAUCAAAUCUCAUUGGCUGAUCUGGUUGCUAUAGUGGAAAUCAUGCAGCCUGUAGGUGCUGGUUUGGAUGUGUUUGAGGACAGACCCAAGCUCAGGGCAUGGAAGGACAGAGUCAGAGAAUCAAUUGGGGCUGAGCUGUUUGAUGAGGCCCAUCAGAGCAUCCUCUCUGCUCAGGAGAUGGUAGAAACCAUGGAACCCGGCAAGAUGGCGCCAUUUAAACCCAAAGUUUUGAAAUAUUUCCUCUAAAUCAACAAACUUUUGUUAAAACCUGCAGAUAUAAAAAUAUUUAACCUAUAAUUGUAAUACAUCUAAUAAUGGUCUCAUUCAUUACAUUCCAUGUAAGCAUUUUGUGUAAGAAUAAAAUGCAUUAAUUCAUUUGAAGUUUUCAUGGAAAAUAAUUAGCCAUCUUUUUGUGUGUACUUUACCUCAUGCAUGCAAUGAAAUGUGUGAAAUAUCAUGCCUCCAGCUGUACUCACUUGGACAUUUUUAAUUUCUGCACUCCCUGUGACCCAAAUCAUUUAAACCCUCUCAACAAAACAUUGUUCCAGAAAAUCACUUAACAGCCAUGGGAAGGGGCAAAGGAUGAAUGUUUCCUCCUCCUGUGUUUAAGGAAUUAUAACUUGUUAUCAGAUAUUAUUUCCUGUUUCCUGUUGCCUAUUCAGCACGAUAUAGAUUUUUUUUUUCCCUUGAAGAAAAAGAUGAGGGUUAAAUAACCCUGUUGAGAAAACAGCUAAAACUGGUCACCCAUGCCUGGCUGAGCUGGUUUGCCAGCCUGACCAGAUUUAAGUGCCAAAAAUCCCUCUAAAACCAGCCAGCUACUAGCUAAGACCAGCCAAGUAUAAAACUACAAAACCUCUAAAACCAGUCUAAUUACUUAUUUAUUUAAACAGGGAAAUGUAGCCUCUAAAAACUGAAAAAUCCAGUCUAAUCUAGUAGCUGGGUUUUUGGAACAUGGUAGCUGGUCUAACCUGGUCAUGAGCUGGUCCAAGCUGGUUUUUGGAACAUGGUAGCUGGUCCAAACUAGUUUUUGGAACAUGGUAGAUGGUCCAAGAUAGUUUUUGGAACAUGGUAGGUAGUCCAAGCCGGUUUUUGGAACAUGUUAGCUGGUCUAAACUGGUCAUGAGCUGGUCCAAACUAGUUUUUGCUACAUGGAAGCAGGUCCAAGCUGGUUUUUGGAACAUGGUAGCUGGUCUAAAUUGGUCAUAAGUGGGUCCAAGCUGGCUUUUAGAACAUAUUAGCUGAUCCAAAAUGUUUUUUGAAGAUGGUAGCUGGUUGACCGUCAAAGGACUAGUUAUGUUCCAAAACACAGCUACCAAUUAAAACUGGAUUUGUUUUUUUCCUGCAAUAUCUUUUACAGGUGUAAGGUGUUAGAUUCAUUACCCAUGUUUUAGAAUGUAUGUAAGUUUAGUUUACAUACAGUUUAUGGCUUGAAUUGCUUAUUUUCUUUUCUUACUUUUCCUUACCUUUCAAAUGCAGUUGGAA
Molecule: messenger RNA, 2075 nt
Organism: Xyrauchen texanus (razorback sucker)
Lineage: Eukaryota; Metazoa; Chordata; Actinopteri; Cypriniformes; Catostomidae
Product: glutathione S-transferase theta-1-like
Exons: 5
Coding region: 117-839 (240 amino acids)
Biological process (GO): glutathione metabolic process
Cellular component (GO): cytoplasm
Molecular function (GO): glutathione transferase activity
Source: RefSeq, a predicted model, not a curated record